AUGAGCGAUCUAGAUAAAGCCAUCGCCCAGUUACGAGCAUGCCGUCCUAUACCCGAAGCACAAGUGCGAGAGCUAUGUCACAAGGCGAGGGAACUUUUGAUUGAGGAAGGCAACGUGGUCACCGUGAAAGCUCCAGUAACGAUAUGUGGAGACAUUCAUGGACAAUUUCACGAUUUGAUGGAGCUAUUCAGAGUCGGUGGGGAUGUGCCAGACACAAAUUAUCUCUUUAUGGGCGAUUUCGUCGACCGUGGCUUCUACUCUUUAGAAUCUUUUCUUCUCCUUUUAUGUCUUAAAGUACGAUACCCAGAUCGCAUGACUCUGAUAAGAGGAAAUCAUGAGUCGCGACAAAUCACAACCGUCUAUGGCUUUUAUGACGAAUGUUUAAGGAAGUAUGGGAGUGCAAAUGUGUGGCGAUAUUGUUGCGAAGUAUUCGACUAUCUAGCUUUAGGUGCGAUAGUAUUAGGUGCAACAACCCAACUCGAACCAAGCAGGCAACCAGUGACGGCCCCUAGCCGCUCAUCAACUCAAGAAUAUCUUGAUCCGGACGUCGAAAUCGAGGUGCUAGACAGCGGUGGCAGCAUUAUACAAAGAUUCCCGAGGGCAAAUAAGCGGGCGGCAAGGGCAAAUAGUCCUUCAAAAGACUCGUCGUCGCCUAGCAGCAAGACCGGCCCUCCAGGCACGAGUGCUUCGGGGUGGACUAGAGGAACUACAGGAAGCACCAGUGGAGCCGUACUUUGUGUUCAUGGCGGUCUCUCCCCUUUGAUCGAUACGGUGGAUAAGAUAAGACUGCUGGACCGUAAGCAAGAGGUUCCUCAUGAAGGUGCCAUGUGUGAUCUUCUCUGGUCAGAUCCCGACGAGAUUGAUGGCUGGGGGCUUUCUCCUAGAGGGGCCGGGUUCCUUUUCGGUGCCGACAUUGUAAAGCAAUUCAACCACAAGAACGAUUUGUCAAUGAUAGCCCGAGCACAUCAAUUGGUCAUGGAGGGGUUCAAAGAAAUGUUCGACAGCAGCAUCGUCACAGUAUGGUCAGCACCAAAUUAUUGCUAUCGAUGUGGCAACGUAGCAGCGAUACUGGAACUUGCGGAAGAUGGUAUGGGCGAGAGCGCACACUCGAGAAGUAAUGGAGAGGUAAAUCGGAGUAACGGCGGGUUCAAAAAAGAGAAUGACCGGACCCUGCUUGCUGGACCAGCGCGAAGAUAUCGAGUAUUCCAGGCCGCGCCGCAAGACUCCAGAGGCAUGCCAGCUAAGAAGCCUUCUAGCUUUUAUUUCUUGUAG
Glarea lozoyensis ATCC 20868 is the source of this 1272-nucleotide messenger RNA. RefSeq names its product Metallo-dependent phosphatase. Gene Ontology annotation, biological process: peptidyl-serine dephosphorylation; double-strand break repair via homologous recombination. Bases 1 to 1272 code for a protein of 423 amino acids. The record is from RefSeq and is a predicted model, not a curated record. NCBI's taxonomy places the organism in Eukaryota, Fungi, Ascomycota, Leotiomycetes, Helotiales, Helotiaceae. Gene Ontology annotation, cellular component: cytoplasm; nucleus. Gene Ontology annotation, molecular function: protein serine/threonine phosphatase activity. The transcript has 4 exons.